GUAAUUAUGUAAAUUUGUCACUGAAAAUCCAAAAAUUCUAAAAACAUACACUUUCGGUGAGAUAAAAUUAGAUGAGUGUACGAAGUGAUGAGAAAAGCGAUUUUCGAAUGGAUAACAUUGAUCAUUCCGAGUUUACUUAAUCCAGUUCUUAAUUUAUGUUAAUAGUAUAGUCGCCCACGGAACCAGAUACACGAGUUUCAGUAUAUCUUUUCGGGCAUAACCAUCACUGCCUGUACCCGAUAGUUUAAUUUAUUUUUAUAAUUUCUAUACUGCGCGCUGUAUUAUUGUAUGUAUAUUGAAGGUGUAUGAUUAAUUAGUUGGCUGAAAUUAUCUAUUUCUUUUGUUGAUACACUAAAACAGAUACGAUAUGACUUGACUAUAUGUCGUUAUAACCUAAAAUCAUCUUACAUAAACAAGACAACAGUCAAUGAGACUUCAUUAUAAUUUUAAAAAAGAGUUGUCGUUAGCAAGAAGUAUUACUUAGAGUCCAAAUUCAUUAAGCCAGAGACGUUACACCAGAUCAGAAUGUCGUCUUCGAUGGUAUUUCUCGUAUCGAUGAUAGCUGUAUUUGUUCCAACCAACAUAUUGCAGGCAGUCACAGCGGCAGAACAUUUAUCGAAAUGUUCAUUUACUCAGAAAGAUGCCACGUUCAGUCAAUUUCAUCCAUUGUCUGCAAUACCGGAUUCUCAACCCGAUGGUUUUUAUGCAAAGGUUAAAGUGUCGGUUACUUCGGAUUACGGAGACAUACACAUUUUGUUAGCAGAAUCAGAUGAUUUUGAGAACACGAAUGGAUAUGAAUUCGUCUCGGCACCGUACAUCAAUAGCGAAAUUCGUCGAAGAAAUUCAGUAUAUGGAAAGUAUGAAGUGCUAUCAGCAACAAAUAUUUCUAUCGAAGACUACGCACCGGGCAUAACCAUCCUUGAAUUAUCGGUAACUAAAGAUGGUGUGAUUAAGGUUUCCGUUUUGAGUCCGAAUUCCACCAUUGCAUCGUAUGACCCAAGUUACUUGUUCACGGAAUACCAGAAAUACCGUACUUUGAUUUCGAAUUAUAGUCUUGAAACAACUGAUACACAGCCCUUCCCCAUCAACUAUAUUUCUUUUUCUGGACACAGUAAACUUCAAUUUAAUUGCGAUUAUGGAGUUUUUCGCGACAAAGCACUCUUUGUUCAGACUAGAUGCGAAGCAAUAUAUGGUUGGUCGCAGGAAAAGUUGUUUCAUGCUAUUGAAUCAACAGACGAUUUUCAUCCCGAUGGAUAUUAUGCCAAUGUGGAUAUUUCCAUGUUAUCUGAUUAUGGAAACUUGCACGUUUUAUUAUCAGAGACGAAUGAAAAAACUGGACCGAAUCCUUCUUAUGAAAUUGUGAUCGCAGAUCGAUUUGGCACCGAGUCUGAAUUCCGACGAAAAAAUAGUAUCAGUCAAGGCUAUGAUUUUGUGAAUCAAUCAUCAUUUACUUACAACGUUAAACAACACCGUUCCUCAGUGAUGAUGCGAAUCUCAGUGUCAGUCGAUGGUGUAAUAUCAUUUACCGAUUUGGACAAAAAUACUACAUUCACUUUCACUGACACCGAAAAGACGAUCCCAGUGAAGUACAUUACAUUCGCCGGGUACCGGAAGUGGCCUGCGACCUACGAGAUCGACUGCUUGGAAACUAAAACAAUUUGUUCGUAAAUGUUUCAAUUUUAAACUCGAAUCAAAAUAUACACUGAAAUGUAUGGUAGUGGUAAAACCGUAUAAAGAC
Molecule: messenger RNA, 1738 nt
Organism: Bradysia coprophila
Lineage: Eukaryota; Metazoa; Arthropoda; Insecta; Diptera; Sciaridae
Source: RefSeq, a predicted model, not a curated record